Messenger RNA from Bufo gargarizans (Asiatic toad), 2828 nucleotides. RefSeq lists its product as uncharacterized. The transcript has 3 exons. Lineage: Eukaryota; Metazoa; Chordata; Amphibia; Anura; Bufonidae. The coding region runs from base 30 to 1838 and encodes 602 amino acids. The record is from RefSeq and is a predicted model, not a curated record.
CGUGAACAGAGCAGAGGACGGCAGCAGCAAUGGCUUCUUCUCAGAGUAAAGAACUUGUGGAAAUUAGAAGCUUUGGUACACCUCUUGGAUAUUUCAAGGAAAAGGAAUUCUUAUCAGUAGAAGAUAUCUACCACAGCCUUCCGGAGAGAAGCAUCAAUAAGGCUGGAGUAACUAUGAGAAGCAAUAUUCUGCAAACCCGCUCGGAUGCAUUCCUUCAUCUUCCAGUAGAGUUCUCCAUCAGUGGUCUUCAGCACUGCACCACCAUGGACUCCACCAGGAAGAUUCUGGAGUCACAAUCCUUUAUAGGAAGAGAACACGAAAGAGAAGAACUCAAAGACCUCUUCUUCUGGUCUGUGAAUGUUCCUUCCACUGAUAUAGAGAAGGCUCAAGAAGAAGCUUACACUCAUGUCCAAGAACACAUUCCACCACAAGAGGCAAAAAAAUACAAAGAAGAAAUAACUAAACAAUUUGCCAACUCUCCGGCAUUUAAUCAAGCUUCUCGGUAUGGAAACUUCCGCUUCUCCUACCAGUUCUCUGACCUCCUUUCUCUAUAUGAGGCUCAAUUUUGUGAAGGUAAAAAGCCACAGCUCAGCAUUCUGGGCACAGAUGUCUACAAGCAGGAGAUUGCUCAUUAUGUGGUCGUCCACUGUCCUGAUAGCACCCGAUUUAAAGACCACCCAAGGGUUCCCAGGCUCCAAACCAGAUGUGAACCUCUACCAAAUGUCUUCUUAGUGGAUGACACCUUGUAUUGGAGACCUGAAUCCACUUCUAAUGCUCUGAAAGUGAGAACUAAGGAUGGUCACAUUACAGCCUGCAACCAACCAGAACCUUGUAAAUCAUUUGAGAACUCAGGACACUGCUUCCAUUACGAUCGAUGUGCCUGGAACCACCUGGUGAUUGCUUUCCAUAUUCCUCAGGGGGAUGCAUUAAAAAUCCCCGUAGAAAAUCUCAUUAAACACCUAUCCGCCUGUUCAGCUCUAGAUCCUUUUAUGAAAGAAAAUUCAAGAAUGAAAAGAGGUGAAGCUGAAAAACAAUUCAAGGACUUUCAGCAGCAGUAUCUGGGAAGAAGCCAAGAACUCCGACCAAAAGUAAAUUACAGUCAUGGAGACCAGUUUGGCAAACAUUCUGACCGGACGCCUCAUACUGAGACAAAUAUACAUUUAGAGGGAAAAAAACGAAGAAGAGAAGCUGAAUCUAAUGAAAAGCUGCAUGACUGCAGAGCCCCCACCAUGGAAAAUGUAGAGAAUACCACAAGUAAGAUAAAUAACUCCACGUUACAAAGUGAACAGUUCUUUCAGUCUAUGUUGGACUGUCAAAAACAGCUGAUAACGUCUAUUGAAAAUGUUGGAAAAAAUCUAUCAGAAGGUUUCCACAGUCUUUGCCAGGAACUAAGAAAUGUGACCGGUGCAAUUACUUCUUUCCAGAUGGACAUAUCAAGACGAGAACAUCGUCCUCCAUCAUCUAUAGAAACAAAGGUUGGACGAAAGACAUUCACCUCGAGUCCAUCUUCAUCAUUGCGAUCGGAUGAUCUUACAACCACUUCAAGGGUUGUGGUGGAUGGUCCUGAAGUGUACAGUUCACAGGUUUAUGGGGAGCAGAAGUCCUUAUUGAACGAAGAUAGUUUAGAGACUCAAAUGGAUGGUGGGAAACCUGAAGAAGGAGAAGAAGUCAGAGAGCAGCCGUCCGCACAUGUCCGGGUGAAGCAGGAGAGGAACGGAGGCUCAGUAACUGGAAAGCAUGCUGCUGAAAGAGGAGACCCUCAUGAACUUGAAGAAAGUUCUGAACAAUAUGGUCCACCAUUAAAGAAAAAAAAUGUUGAUUUUGGUUUACCUGAAUGAUUUCCGAAGAGAAGAUGACUUUCAGUCCGUGACAUCAUUAGAACAUCCAGAUCCCAGAAACAUCUUCGUAUUUGAUUGACGACAUAAAGUGAAGUUUUGGCCGGGGACAUCAUGACUUCUCCUCUCCUGUCCUCACAGAUACUUCCUGCCGUCCAGUAGAUGAAUGGAUCACACGUUGCUCACGGCCCCUUGGAUCUUCCCCCGGCUAUUAUUUUACACCGGUGCUGUGCAUGCACAUUUUGACAGAAAUGUUUGCAACUAAUCUAUUCACGCAGUGGAUUUGUGGCAGAAUUUUUGUGUCUGAAUUUAACUUCCAGUUAUCUGAGGUUGCUUCAUCAGAAAUUAACUUUUCAAAAUUAGAAUUUCUCUGAUUUGAAGACAUAUAGUGAUACCUCAUAAAAUAAUUACUACUUAACAUUCCUCAUAUAUCUAUUUUAUGUUUGAAUCAUGUCGGAAAUGUUAUUUUAUUUUUUAGGAUGUUAGAAGGGUUCACAAACCCUUAGCAAAUUCAAAACUCAAUAUCUAUUACCCUUAUUCUGCAGUUUACAGAAACACCUCAUAUGUGAUCGUAAACUGCUGUAUGGGCACACAGCCGGGCGCAGAAGGGAAGGAGCGCAUAGUUUUUGGAAGGCAGAUUUAGUGCAUUUUGUCAAUGUUGCAGUACCUUGAAGUACCCCUACAUUAGAAACCCCCAAAAGUGACCCCAAUUUUGACACUACACCCCAAAGGAAUUUUUCAAGCUGUGUAGUGAGCACUUUUACCCAACAGGUAUUGCAUAGAAUUCAGAAACACUUAGCUGUAAAAAAUGUAUAUCUUAUCAUAUGUAACUUAACGAAAUUCUGUGCUGGUGAGAAAGUGAUAGUGGGUUACACCACCAUCUAGUGGUGGUUUGUUGGUACUGCGUGGAUUUGUCUAUCCAUUGAUCUUAUGUAUGUUUUAUAUUGGAUUUUUACUCAUUUAUAAAUAAAUGAUUACAUAUAUUUUGCAUAA